AUGGCCGAGUCUGAGUCGGAAGCGCCAAGCAAAGACAAUCUUAAGGACGCCACACAGGAUAAUGUGAAUGAGCGCGAAAGUUGUGUCACCGAACGUGAGGAUCGACCGCUUGUGCUGGAGGAACGUCACUCAUUGUCAAUAGCUGAGACCAAGAAGCGUCGCGCUAGCGUCUACUCCAACGAGAAUCUGUUUAUACCCAAGGAGCUGGCACGUGGCGAGCUGCAUCAGCGCAAAAAUACCCCGGCAGUGAAUACUCUUGACCAAAUCAACAAUACGGACUACAGCAUACGCAUGCUCAAGUUUCCAGUGGGCACGGGACGUGCGCGCAUUGUGGCCAGAGAAAUGAAGCAUCGCAGACUCUCGGACGCCAGACCAACAUCAGACCAGCGAAUAGAGACAAGAGCUACUAAGAGUGAGCCGCGCAUUAAACAGGAGUUUAGGGAUGCAGAGGCUACGCAGCUUAGUAUGCCUAUUUUGGAGACGGACUCAGCAAUGCGAUUGAAUAGCGAUGAUGAAUGCAGCAUUGUGCUGCAGGAGAUUGUUGAAGGUAAUUGGCUGCAACAAGGCGCAACGUCCAAUUUACCCAAGCGUCUUUUGAAGCGCGCGACAAGCGAUCCAGAGCUGAGCCACCGAAGAGAUAAGACGUUGAAGCAACUGCGUCGCCACCGUCAGCAACUCCAUUGGCAUAGUCCCAAUAGCCUAGGAAGUGAGCUCAAGAUUGACUCAAUGUGUGUCAAUAACAAUGCUGAUAUACAAGUGUGCCAUAAUCAGCAAGAAAUCACGCCUACAACAACAGUUGAUGAUCAAGUGGUGGCGGCAACAGUUCAAGAGAUCACUGCCGUGGAGGAACAUCAACAGCAGGAGGUUCCAGCAAUGACAGUUGAGCUGUUGAUUGGCGCAGAAGACUUAACAGUGGAGCGCAUAGAAAUCAAGCAACAACAACAUAAACAGCCAGAGCAACCAACUGUUGCGCAUGUGCCAUACAGGCUGCCAAACAGCAACAGCACAGCUACAACACAGAGUACAUCAGUAACAUUGUCAGACAGCACUCUGCCAAACGCGAGUUUGUACCCCCAACGUUAUACACUGCCACAACAGCAGCAGCAUUUUAUGCGGGAAUCCAGUGUGUUGCCACCAUGGAAUAAGCCACACUUUGAGAACCAUGCCUAUGCCCAACAUCAACAGUCGCCGCAAUCACAACAAUUGCUGGCGCCAGCGACGUAUUAUCAGCAACCGCAUCUGCAUAUAGCUAGCAAGGAGUUGAAACAGCUAAGCGAUCAGUAUGAGCGCGUUAAGAACCAAGAAAAGGAGCAGCAAAAAAGCUUCAAUCGAACGCUCAAGAAACUAUACACCGAUCGCUUGUUGUUUGAACGUCAACAUGCUGACUAUCAUCGAGCGUUCAUGAACAAAAUGGUGGAGAACAAGAAGCAGGAGGAUUUGCUGCAGUCGCAAAAAGAGCAGCUAUCGCGGCAACUUGGGCAGGAGUUGGCCGUCUUGGAGCAACGCAUGACUGAGAUGCGUCGCCAACUAGAUGCUGGCGCUAGAAGCUGGUACUGGCAGCAACAGCAGCAUCAAUACCAACAAUUGCAGUUGCAAUUGCAACAGCAAUAUUAUCUACGGCAACCGCCAGCACCGCCGCCUCCAAAUUCGCCGCAGGUGCCUAAGCCGAAUUGUAUGCAAUGCUGCAGUGCAUGCGCAGAUUGUGCAGAACCACAGAACAUGCAGCGCGUAUUGAUGCCACCGCCUACAGCGCCAGCAACAUCACCAUUGACAGGUUUGGCUCUCCAAGCAACAACAGCACGUGAUUGCUAUUCGCCUGGUCGCAUUAUGCGUCGCCGCCAUACCAUUGAUCAUAGAUCCAGCCACAUGACGCUAUAUCCACGCAGACCGUCCACGUCCCUGCCACUUUUUCCGCCUCCGCCCCAGACCACCUCAGUCAUAGCACACACUGGCAACGCCCAACUAAAUCAACCAAUUGAACAAACUGCGAUAACGUCUAUCAUACGCAAUUUUGUUGCAAACUAUUUGCCCGAUACGGAUCAGCAAUAAGUUUAAGCUAGAAAAACUUAGGCCCAGAGAUACGCUAUAUGCAAUCGAUUGAUUAAUAU
Messenger RNA from Drosophila busckii, 2108 nucleotides. RefSeq names its product transcription factor SPT20 homolog. The record is from RefSeq and is a predicted model, not a curated record. NCBI's taxonomy places the organism in Eukaryota, Metazoa, Arthropoda, Insecta, Diptera, Drosophilidae. Bases 1 to 2049 code for a protein of 682 amino acids. The transcript is spliced from 4 exons.